AUGGCACAUUGUUGGAAAACAGAUAUAAAUCCCAGUGAAUCACAGGAACAGCAUGAGCACCAAGAAUUUCACUCUAUCAAUCAACUCCUUUUUCCUAGUCAAAUCACUCUUGGUUUUGAACAACUAGCAUGUGAGAGCAGCAAUACAAUUCCACUUUAUCAGAAUGAAACUGAAGAAAACAUCCUUUUUGUUCCUACUUCUCCGAGACGGGACUCAAAAGGGCAUUCAUUAGAUGAAAUACGCCAAACAGCCGUCAAUGAAUUCACUUCACUAAGCCCAGAAGUCUGCUGUCACCAAGUUAGGAAAACACCUGUAAUUGGUUUUAGGCCAUGUGUGCUACCAAAUCCUCAAAACAUAAAUAAAGAAAGCUGUUGGAGAAAUCCCACAGGAAAGUACCAUAGUGCUGAAGAUUACAGAGUCAACCUUUUAGCUCCACCAUCCAUUAGUCUGGAAAAAAUUAACUCACAGAGAGAACAGGAAAAUGAAAAUCAUAACUACCAUAUUGGAUUUGAAAGCAGCAUUCCUUCUAUAUAUCCAUCCCUCUCAAAUGACUUCAUGCCAAAAGAAGAGAAGACAAGCAGUGAAAACAGAAACCCUGCAGAACCUUCUCUGAUGUGCUCUAAAGGGUCUCUGUUACCCAGAACAUGGGAAAGCACAUGGCCAAACAAUACAGAGCACAAAGGUGUGAACAGUCCAAAAUUCCUACACACCUCUCACCUCAUCCCCUCCCUGUAUAAAUUCUUCUCAUGUUUUUCUUGCUUUCUGCUGACUCAUUUUCCUUGCUUUGUCAGAAUGAUAUUUGCUAAUUAUCUGGUCAAAGACUUAAUUGCAGAAGCUCUACAUUUUUGCACAAAUGACCAGUUAUCCCCCAAAGAUCAUCUUCUCAGCAUAUGUGGCUGUGAAGAGUUUUUACAGAAUGAUCACUCUUUGGGGAGUCACAAAAUAUUUCAGAAAGAUAAAUCUUUUAUUCAACUUCACUUGCAGAAAAAUGGGGGAGCUCCAGGAAAACUAUCUCGGAAGCAUGAAGAUGACCACAGUCAGUUUGAUCUGAACCAACUUCUAGAAUUUAUGCAUAUUUGGAAAGCAUCCAGACAGUGCCUCUUGACAGUAAUCAAAAAAUAUAACUUACAUCUGAAAUAUCUACUGGAAAUCCAGAAAGAUACACCUGAGAAAGAUUUGUCACCAAUCUUCUCCAAUGUUCACAACACUUUUGAGAAAAACGUGGAUAAUAUUUUUGAAGACGUUAAAAAUAUAUGCAGUGUUCUGGGGAGUGUGGAAACUAAACAAAUUACAGAUGCUGUACAUGAAUUAAAUCUAAUUCUUCAGAGAAAAGCAGAGAAUUUCUAUCAAAGUUCAGAGACUUCAGUGAAAGACUUGAUAAAGAAAGUGACAACUGCACUGUCCACAUCCAUCCACUGGUUAAUUGAUAUCUAUUGCAACAGCUUUUGUGCAGAUUUCCAGCUUCUACAUGCACCUGUUAGCAUUCCCUGUGUAAAUCCUGGGCUGCAUUCCCAUCUCAGUUUCACAGUGUAUGCAGCCCACAACAUUCCAGAGACCUGGGUGCAUAGCUAUAAAGCAUUUUCAUUUUCCUGUUGGCUUACAUAUGCUGGAAAGAAGCUGUGCCAAGUGAGAAACUGCAGAAACAUUCCAGUCAAAAAGUUAUUCUUUUUCUUGGUUAACUGGAAUGAAAUGAUCAAUUUUCCUCUUGAAUUAAAGUCACUUCCAAGGGAAUCCAUGCUGACAAUAAAACUGUUUGGAAUUAACUGUGCAACCAACAAUGCAGAUUUAUUGGCCUGGACCUGUUUCCCAUUGUUUCCAAAGGACAAAUCUAUUCGUGGGUCAAUGCUAUUCAGCAUGACAUUACAGAGUGAGCCCCUCAGAGAAAUGAUAGCUCCAGGAGUGUGGGAUGCAAGUCAGCCAUCCCCAUUGACCCUGCAGAUCGAUUUUCCAACGAACAAAUGGGAGUAUGUGAACCUUGAUUCUGAAGAGAAUAGAAGCAAUCUGGAAGAACCACCAAAAGAGUGUUUAAAACAUAUUGCCAAACUUUCACAGAAACAGUCUCCCAUACUACUCUCUGAGGAAAAGAGAAGAUACCUGUGGUAUUAUCGCUUCUACUGUAAUAAUGAAAACUGCUCCCUUCCUUUGGUCCUGGGUAGUGCCCCAGGAUGGGAUGAAAACACAGUGUCAGAAAUGCAUGCCAUUUUGAAAAGAUGGAAAUUUUCUCAUCCUUUGGAAGCACUUGGGCUUUUGACAUCCAGUUUUCCAGAUCAAGAAAUUCGUGAAGUGGCAGUUCAGCAAUUAAACAACCUGUUGAAUGAUGAACUACUGGAAUAUCUCCCACAACUGGUUCAGGCAUUUAAGUUUGAAUGGAACCUUGAAAGUCCUCUGGUGCAACUCCUAUUACAUCGUUCAUUGAAAAGCAUCCAGAUAGCCCAUCGACUCUACUGGCUGCUAAAGGAUGCACAGAAUGAAACUUAUUUUAAAAGCUGGUAUCAGAAGCUGUUGGCUGCUGUCCAAUUCUGUGCGGGAAAAGCCUUAAGUGAUGAGUUUUCCAAGGAGAGGAAACUUAUCAAAAUUCUAGGGGACAUCGGUGAAAAAGUCAAGUCUUCCAUUGACCCUCAAAGACAGGAGGUACUGAAGAAAGAGACUGGUAGAUUAGAAGAAUUUUUUCAGUAUAUUAAUACCUGCCACCUUCCUCUGAACCCUGCCCUAUGCAUAAAAGGGAUUGAUCGUGAUGCAUGUUCAUAUUUUACAUCCAAUGCUCUGCCAUUGAAGAUAACUUUCAUCAAUGCUAAUCCAAUGGGCAAAAACAUCAGUGUUAUUUUUAAGGCUGGAGAUGAUCUUCGUCAGGAUAUGCUUGUUCUACAGAUUGUUCAAGUGAUGGACAAUAUUUGGCUGCAAGAGGGCCUGGACAUGCAAAUGAUCAUUUAUAGAUGUCUAUCCACAGGAAAAGGCCAAGGAUUGGUGGAGAUGGUGCCAGAUGCUGUUACCCUAGCAAAGAUCCAUCGCCAUUCUGGACUGAUUGGACCAUUGAAAGAAAAUACAAUCAAAAAGUGGUUCAGUCACCAUAACCACUUAAAGGUGGAUUAUGAAAAGGCCUUGAAGAACUUUUUCUAUUCCUGUGCUGGCUGGUGUGUAGUAACGUUCAUCUUGGGAGUCUGUGACCGCCACAAUGAUAAUAUAAUGCUGACAAAGUCAGGCCACAUGUUUCAUAUUGACUUUGGAAAAUUCUUGGGCCAUGCACAAACAUUUGGAGGGAUAAAAAGGGACCGAGCCCCCUUUAUUUUUACAUCAGAGAUGGAGUAUUUCAUUACAGAAGGUGGGAAAAAACCACAGCAUUUCCAAGAUUUUGUGGAGCUUUGCUGUCGAGCUUAUAACAUUGUCAGAAAGCACAGCCAACUGCUCUUGAACCUUCUGGAAAUGAUGCUACAUGCAGGAUUACCUGAGCUUAAUGGAAUCCAGGACCUGAAAUAUGUGUACAGUAAUCUUCGACCACAAGACACAGACUUGGAAGCAACAAGUUAUUUUACCAAGAAGAUAAAGGAAAGCCUGGAGUGUUUCCCUGUUAAAUUAAACAAUUUGAUCCACAUACUGGCACAAAUGUCAGCCAUAAGCCAUGCCAAAUCUACUUCACAGACCUUUCCCCAGGAAUCCUUUUCGCCGAGUGCAACAAGGUCAAUUCUAAGAGCAACAAUUUUAGGGCUCAGCAAGAAAACCAGUAAUCUAUAUCUUAUCCAGGUGACACACAGCAACAAUGAAAGAAGUUUGACAGAAAAAUCAUUUGACCAGUUUUCAAAACUUCACAGCCACCUUCAGAAGCAGUUUGCAUCUUUGAUUCUCCCAGAGUUUCCUCAUUGGUGGCACUUACCUUUUACAAAUUCAGAUCAUAAAAGAUUCAGAGAUCUAAACCAUUACAUGGAACAGAUAUUAAAUGGACCAUAUGAAGUUGCAAAUAGUGAUUAUGUACUUAGUUUUUUUCUUUCUGAGCCUCUGCAACAAACAAUUGACUCACCACCUGUGGACCUAGGUGAGAAGUUUCCUGACAAGAAGCCUAAAGUGCAAUUAGUCAUAUCAUAUGAGGAGGAGAAGCUGACCAUACUAGUGAAACACAUGAAAAACAUUCAUCUCCCAGAUGGCUCUGUGCCUAGUGCACAUGUCGAAUUUUAUCUUUUACCAUAUCCCAGUGAAGUUCGUAGGAGGAAAACAAAAUCUGUUCCAAAAUGUACUGACCCCACUUACAAUGAAAUUGUGGUAUAUGAUGAGGUCACAGAGCUCCAAGGACAUGUCUUAAUGAUAAUUGUAAAGAGCAAAACUACAUUUGUGGGAGCAAUUAACAUCCAACUCUGUAAUGUCCUGCUCAAUGAAGAAAAAUGGUAUCCGCUAGGAAACAGUAUAAUUUGACCAUUGCU
Messenger RNA from Talpa occidentalis (Iberian mole), 4409 nucleotides. It is a transcript of the gene PIK3C2G, whose product is annotated as phosphatidylinositol-4-phosphate 3-kinase catalytic subunit type 2 gamma. Gene Ontology annotation, biological process: phosphatidylinositol-3-phosphate biosynthetic process; phosphatidylinositol 3-kinase/protein kinase B signal transduction; cell migration. Gene Ontology annotation, molecular function: phosphatidylinositol binding; 1-phosphatidylinositol-3-kinase activity; 1-phosphatidylinositol-4-phosphate 3-kinase activity. Gene Ontology annotation, cellular component: cytoplasm; phosphatidylinositol 3-kinase complex; plasma membrane. The coding region runs from base 1 to 4401 and encodes 1466 amino acids. The transcript has 32 exons. The record is from RefSeq and is a predicted model, not a curated record. Lineage: Eukaryota; Metazoa; Chordata; Mammalia; Eulipotyphla; Talpidae.